This is a messenger RNA of Neoarius graeffei (lesser salmon catfish), 2577 nucleotides long. RefSeq lists its product as uncharacterized. Bases 1854 to 2471 code for a protein of 205 amino acids. NCBI's taxonomy places the organism in Eukaryota, Metazoa, Chordata, Actinopteri, Siluriformes, Ariidae. Gene Ontology annotation, molecular function: DNA binding. The record is from RefSeq and is a predicted model, not a curated record. The transcript has 3 exons.
UAUGACUGGACCAUUUUGUGUGCGCGCGCCAGAUCAUUGUGUACUGUGCUUGAUGUUCUAGAUGCCACAGCUGCUAAUGUGGUCACCUCUUUUGUUCAGCUUCCAACAUGGAUAAAUAUAUUUUUGACCUUUUUCCCCUCCAUGUUCAUUUAGCAGAGGUGAAUAUGUCGGUCUUGCACGUUCAUCACUGUUCUCUCUGUGCCUUUUAUUUCAUUGCACAAGUUCCUGUCAUCUCUAUCAUGACUGUUCUAUCAGUUAAAGGCAGUUAAAUCAAGCACUCCAGACACACUGGAGUUUUAAUGUUAACGUUUUUACUGUGCAACAGCACAAUUCUCUCUGACAUGCUCAACUUGUCUUCUACUGCACUUUCAUGUCUGGAUAUAUCAGUCUAUCAAACUACUUUCCCUUAAAUUAAAGACCCAUUUUAUCAAAAAAAAAAAAAACAACCCUCAUUAUUCCUAACAGAUGUUUCCUGUAUUCUUAUUCGAUUUACAAAUUACAAGUCCAGUGUCUUGGGUGUACUCCUGAGUCUCCCAGGAUACCUUCAGGUCUGGACCACUGGGAACCCAAGAGUGAUGGUGUAUUUGGCAGACGGCAGAGUAACAGCCUUGAGUUUCUCAGGUUGGGUGAAUGACUUCGUCCUCUGUGGUAACGCUGCUGACCAUUCGACAUUUUCCUCUCGUUUUCCAGAUUUGAAUUCUCACUUUCAAAUCUAAACUGUCUUUUCCCCUUAUUUGCUCAUUUUGAUGUUGAGAGACAAUUUACAGGCUGCAUUUUGUGACUUCUUUCCAAAGAUUUCCUGAGAAUUUUUCAACACCAUUUCCAUUGAUCACAUACUUGUGUAAAUGUCAGGUCUUUUUCCAUCAACAGUUUGCGCUGUAUAGAUGACUUGCAACCACGUGAUCAAAAUACGCUACGUCCGCCAUGAUGGUGGAUAUACAAAGCAACUAGGAUGGCAGCCGCUGAAAGCGUGUCUGUAAACAAUGCUGAAUUUUCUCAGUAUUACCACGAUUUGAACAGUCGAGCGAAGAUUCGAUAUGAAGGGAAGAUAGAUAUGUGUGGUUUUGACCCAUAUUAUUUUAAAAAGUCAGACUUUUCUGAAGAUAAGAUGCUUCUACCGACCAUCAAGUACCCGGAUAUCGCGUUCUAUCUGAUUUGGCUGCUGAAGAAUCAAGUCCGACCUUGGACAAAACAUAGUCCGUUUUCUGAGUGGGUGCCCAGUCUGGAUCGUUUCUUUUGUAUAAUUUUGCUGUUGCUCCGAGAAGUUAAAUGGUAAUACACGUGUUAAAAUUAUAACAACGACCGAGUGAACCACGACAAGAGAACGCUCAUUUUAUAGCAAAAUUCUAGCAACACGAAAUAAAAUUACUCCAUGAUAUUAUUGAGAGCGCUUUUGAAUCUCACCUGAGAUAAAAUGAUUACUGCAAACACGAGCUGUUUUGGUUUUAGCCUCUGUUAGAUCAGCCCUGCCGAUGUUGUUCAGCCGCGCUCGUCUCCUCUCUGUACUAAACCUCAGAGUUUCCUCGCCCUCUUUACCAAUCACGGGCGGAAUUCUAAAAAAUCGGAACGUGCCACGGUCACGAGUAGGGCUGGGCACCGAAAUUCGGUUCCUUCAUGGCACCGACUGAAAUGUUACGGUUCUUCUGGGUAUUGAAACAUGCCUCGCCUUUUGGUUCCACGUUUCGGUUCCCAGAGGUUAAUCACGUGUAAAGUGGAGUGGGCUCUGAUCCGUGCUGGCGUGCUUAUGACCCGAUAAUGCCACCUGUGAUUGGCUGAAACAUUCGCGUGCAUGAAAAAGCAUGUUUCCCAUGUUGUAGGGGGCACUACUUUGUUGCGUCGUCAAUGCCUACAAAAUGCCGAAGUCGAAAGCUUGGUUAUAUUUUAGCAAGAGCGAUAACAAUACUGCGCGGUGCAAUAUAUGCGACAAGAGCAUCACCUGCAAGUCAGGCAACACUUCAAAUUUCCUAAAGCAUUUGACGGUGCAUGGAAUAAAUCUGAGAGCGGAGAGUUGCACCGUCUUCUCUCACACACCAACUUAUGCACCUUCGCCACCCCCGACUUCUCUGCAGGAUGUUUUACCACCAGACUCGGAUUCAUCUGAAAGUACCGAGCACAGCGUCGUGUCUGAUAUUUCAUCUGCCUCUGCCCAGGUCCCUGUGAGGAGGAAAAGGCUGGCAGCUACCGUAAAUCCAUUCACACUAGCAGAAAAGGCCAAAAUGACCAAAGAAAAACAAGCCGAGUGCCACAGGGCAGUGACACAGUUUGUGGUGAAAGGUUUGCUGCCUUUUUCUACAAUGGAGACUCCGUGGUUUAGGGAGAUAAGAACCCUUAACCCCAGGUAUCAGCCCCCCAGCAGAGACAUGCUGGCAAACACAUGCAUACCUGCCUGGUACGCAGCCGAGAAGGAAAGGGUCAAGACAGAAUUGAAAGACGUCAGGGAUGUGGCUGUAACUGCGGAUGAGUGGUUCUGAGAAGGCUGAUAUGUUAAUUUUCUUGAAGAAAAACUGUUGAUUACAUUGGCAUGUGUGUGUGUGUGUAUGGUGUGAAUAUGAUAGUGUGUUGGUGUUCUUUUUGCAC